Toxotes jaculatrix (banded archerfish) is the source of this 957-nucleotide messenger RNA. RefSeq names its product olfactory receptor 11A1-like. The coding region runs from base 1 to 957 and encodes 318 amino acids. Lineage: Eukaryota; Metazoa; Chordata; Actinopteri; Toxotidae. Gene Ontology annotation, molecular function: G protein-coupled receptor activity; olfactory receptor activity. Gene Ontology annotation, cellular component: membrane. Gene Ontology annotation, biological process: G protein-coupled receptor signaling pathway. The transcript has a single exon. The record is from RefSeq and is a predicted model, not a curated record.
AUGAUGAGAAAUUCAACUUUAACCUUAACUUAUUUCAUCCUUGGAGCUUAUUUGCAUGUUGGAAGUUUAAGAUACUUUUAUUUCAUGAUAACUGCGAUGGUGUACAUUACAAUUAUUAUAUCCAACACAUCUCUGAUUGUGGUCAUCUGUAUGAACAGAAGCUUACAUGAGCCUAUGUACCUGUUUCUGUGCAGCCUGUUUGUAAAUGAACUGUAUGGUAGCACAGGGCUGUUUCCAUUCCUCCUGGUUCAGAUUCUCUCUGACGUUCACACUGUUUCUACUUCUCUGUGUUUCCUGCAGAUUUUCUGUUUGUACACAUAUGCAAGUGUAGAGUUUUGUAAUUUAGCCGUCAUGUCUUAUGACAGAUACCUGGCUAUCUGCUGUCCUCUACAAUAUAACUCACGUAUGACGUCUAGCAAGGUGUUUAUCUUUAUUAUUUUACUCUGGUUGUACUCUUUUGUGAAAUUCUUAAUUACUUUAUCAUUAAACAUCCGUUUGACCCUGUGUGGAAACAUCAUAAACAGUUUGUAUUGUAGAAAUUACCUCGUAGUUAAGUUGGCCUGUUCUGACACUGAAGUCAACAACAUCUAUGGACUUUUUGGUGUUGUUCACUCCAUCUUAGUUCCUCUGCUUCCAAUCCUUUUCUCAUACACGAAAAUUCUUAAAGUGUGUUUCUCAGGUUCCAAACAGACCAGACAGAAAGCUGUGAGUACCUGCACACCUCAGCUCGUGUCUCUGCUCAACUUCUCUUUUGGCUGCUGCUUUGAGAUACUUCAGAGCAGGUUUGAUAUGAGCGGCGUUCCCACCGUGCUGCGUAUCAUCCUGUCGUUAUAUUUUGUAGUUCUGCAACCACUUUUGAAUCCCGUCAUGUAUGGAAUGCAAAUGUCCAAAAUGCGAAGUGCGUGUAGACAACUCCUCUGUCAUAAAAUGCUGAGUGUUGACAAGGAUGGUUUGUAG